AAUUGCUGAUUGUUCUUAAAUUGCUCAAAUAUAGGUGUAUAUGUCAUCAUCGAAAUCAAACCCCCCUCCUCCUAAAGCCCACCUAAAUCUCCUCCCUUUUUCAUGUUAGAAUCAUCCCGCUCGCCAUAUUUCUACCUCAAUUAAUGAUUAUUCUUCUUUUUUCUUGCUCUAAUUAAAGCUGUGGCGUAACCUGCUGCAUUCACCAAGCGGGGCUUCUUCGCUUCUAGCCCAAUAAAUUGGUCAUUUGCCUGAAAUGGCGAAUAACCCCCCGUCUGCAGGAAUGCAGCCUCGUAUAACUGGUCACAUUCCUCCUCCAAAUUCUCUUCCACCCAUGUCAAUGCAAUUUCGUCCAAUGAUUCCACCACCACCAUCACAGCCAUUUGGUCCAGUGGCUCCUCAGCAAUUCCAGCCAGGUGGUCAGUCAAACAUAGGGAUGCCUCCUCAUCCUCCCCAACUCCAGUAUCCUCAAGCAGUGCCACCUCUACCAUCUCAGCUACCUCCUUCAUCACAGCCGCCUCCACCAUCACAGCUGCCUCCACCAUCUCAGCCACCUCUGCCAUCACAGCCACCGCCACAAAGAGCUGGUCUUCCAGGGCAUAGUUUGCCUCAAGGACCACCACCACCUCCACAGCCCGAUUUCCAGCACAACAGAGUUGUGAUGUCUGCUUCUCCCGCACAACUACAAUUCUCUAAUAAUUACAUGCAAAGUUAUGGUGGUCCAAGAGUCCCUCAUAUGCCAUACAACUUAUCAUCAUCAUCUGGGGGUCAACAACAAAUGAAUGUAGACCCUAGUGUUCAGCACCUACCAAUGUCCCAAACAGAUACGCCAAACUUCCCUUCUGGAGUACAAUCUUGGUUUCCUUCUGGGAGUCAAGAUAUGCAAUCAACUAUGAUUAUGCAACAAACUGUGGAGCAAAGUUCUGGAGAACAAGCUUGGUUUUCAACUGGGAACCAGAACAUAAAGCCUCUAACGCCUUUGAAGCAGAAUGGGGAGCAAAACUCUGCAGGACAACAGUGGUUGCCAGAUGGAACUCAUAAUACCAAAUCUGCGACUCCUCAGUUGACCGAGGAACGAAGUGCUGGAGUGGUGAAAAAUACUAUGCCUGGUGGCCCUGACCUGGAUGAGAAAGCUUCUUCGGAUUGGAGAGAACACACAACUCGUGAAGGGAAAAAAUACUUCUACAACAAAAGGACAAGGAUUUCUUCUUGGGAGAAGCCAUUAGAGUUGAUGACACCAACUGAGAGGGCCGAUGCAUCUACGGACUGGAGAGAAUUUACUAGUCCUGAGGGGAGAAGGUUUUACUUCAAUAAGGUGACUAAACAAUCUAAAUGGCGUAUGCCAGAUGAAGUCAAGUCAUCUCGUGAGCGGAUGAAUACAACUCUGCAUGAAGAAACACCCGCAGUAAGGGAUGCUGAUUCACAUACUUCUGCUGCACUUUCCACCUCUGCAAAUGAAGCAUCAACUUCCAAUACAAAUAAUUUAUCUGUAUUGCCCGAAGAAGUGGUGGUGUCAAGCCCUGUGGCGGAAACACCUGCUGUUGAUCCUGAACAUGCAGUGGCUUCUGAACUAUUAUCAGUCACACAAGAGGACACUGCUAAUUUAGCAUCAGAUGACACGCCGGUGCAUGCUCCACAGGAAAUUUCUGCAUCAGUGGUUCUAUCAGACACACCUGCACCUACUGCUACCCCCACUGCCAUAACUUCGCCUACGGAAAUGCCAGAUAAAUCUCCUCAGGAGGCUGCGUCUUCUUCCAUAAAAACUUCUGGUGGGGUUACAGAGGAAGAAAAUAAAACUGCAGUGAGUGGAGGCAUUAAUGCACCCGAAGGGAAAAAGCUAGAGCAUGUCCCUCUGGUUUAUGAGAGUAAAGAGGAGGCAAAGAAUGCUUUUAAAGCUCUUUUGGAGUCUGCUAAUGUUGGGUCUGACUGGACUUGGGAUCAGGCCAUGAGAGUAAUAAUAAAUGACCGGAGAUAUGGUGCACUAAGGUCUCUUGGAGAGAGAAAGCAAACUUUCAAUGAGUUUGUGGGGCAAAGGAAAAAACAGGAAGCUGAAGAGAGACGUUUUAGACAGAAGAAAGCAAGACAAGAUUUCAAGAAAAUGUUACAGGAAGCUAAAGAUUUGACAUCAUCAACUAGAUGGAGCAAAACAAUAUCUAUGUUUGAGAAAGACGAACGUUUUCAAGCUAUUGAACGGGCCAAAGACUGCGAAGACAUCUUUGAAGAGCAUUUAGAGGAGCUUAAGAAAAAGGAACGAACAAAGGCUUUGGAGGAGCAUAAGCGUCAUAAAUUGGAAUAUUUGGAAUUUCUAAAAUCCUGUGACUUUAUCAAGGCAAGUAGCCAAUGGCGAAAAGUGCAACACCGUGUAGAAGCUGACCAGAGAUGCUCACGCCUUGAAAAGAUAGAGCGCCUGGAAAUCUUCCAGGAAUACAUUAGAGAUCUAGAGCAGGAAGAAGAGGAACAACGAAAAUUGCGAAUGGAGGAACAGAGAAAAGCGGAGCGUAAAAAUCGUGAUGAGUUUCGGAAGCUACUGGAAGAACAUGUAGCGAAUGGCAUUCUUACAGCGAAUUCUCGUUGGCGAGACUAUAGCACAAAGAUUAAAGAUGCUCCUGCAUUUCUAGCUAUAUCUUCAAACGAGGCAGGCUCCUCUGCAAAAGAUCUAUUUGAUGAUGUUAUAGAUGACCUUGAGAAACAGUAUAUGGAGGAUAAGGAGAAAAUCGAAGAAGCCAUGAAGACUGAAAAGCUAUCCUUGUCGUCGACUUGGACUUUUGAAGACUUCGAAAUCUUACUUUCUAAAGAGCGAAGCUCAAAACCAGUAUCAGAUAUCAACCUGAAGCUCAUAUUUGAUGAGCUAAUGGAAAUUGCCAAGGAGAAAGAAGAUAAAGAAGCUAAGAAGCAUAAGCGCCUCACGGAAGAUGUUUAUCGCUUCUUUUUUACUUCAAAGGAAAUAUCAUCAUCUUCCAAGUGGGAGGACUGCAAAUUUCUUGUUGAAGAUAGGUUUGUUGGGGAAGAGAGCUUUUUUGAGGAAAUUUUCAAUAAAGUCAUUCUUGAUCUUAAAGAAAAGACAAAGGAAAAGGAGCGAAAGCGGAAAGAGGAAAAGGCUAAAAAGGAGCGAAAAGAUAAAGAGAGGAGGGAAAAAAGUAGAAGUAGUAAAGACAGAGGAAGUGGUAGCAGAAAGACGAAAGACAGACGCAAGAUUGAUGAAACAGAUAGCGACGGAUCUGAUUCGUAUAGUCUAGAAGAGACAAAAAGUUCGAGGGACAGGAUCAGGAGGCAUAAGAAGAGGCAUUCAGAUGACACGAGUUUCGAUGAUGACGAGAAAGACCGUCAGAGAUCUCAUAGACACAAUGCUGAUUCCAAAAAGCCAAAGAAGGAGGAAAGGCAAUCGUCAAGUGGUGAAGCAGAAACGUACAGCCAAAGCAAGAAACAGAAGAGGGACCACAGGGAUGGUUCUAAUAAACAUACUGAUAACGAGGAACAUAAAAUCCGGGAAUUUGGUGAGGAUGGAGAGGUCCUGUAGCUUAUGCAAGCUGCACAACUAAUGUGCUUGUGCUAUUAAUUUGUCUGUUGUCUGUUUACUACAUUAUAACUCCCAUAGGAUUCUUUAGUUUCUGUCCGUCCUCAACCUAUUGUAGUUUAACCUUAUCGAACUGCUCUGUUAGUUAGUCUCUACAGUUUACCUUUUAGAUUCUAGCCAGUGAUGGUAACUUCAUUUUUAAUGGUAUAAUCAUAGUUGGUUUUCUAGUGGCA
Messenger RNA from Salvia splendens (bonfire salvia), 3744 nucleotides. RefSeq names its product pre-mRNA-processing protein 40A. Lineage: Eukaryota; Viridiplantae; Streptophyta; Magnoliopsida; Lamiales; Lamiaceae. Gene Ontology annotation, cellular component: U1 snRNP; U2-type prespliceosome. The transcript has 29 exons. The record is from RefSeq and is a predicted model, not a curated record. The coding region runs from base 254 to 3514 and encodes 1086 amino acids. Gene Ontology annotation, molecular function: RNA binding; protein binding. Gene Ontology annotation, biological process: mRNA cis splicing, via spliceosome.